GCCUUCCUGUCUAUGUGGAUCAGUAACACGGCCACCACAGCCAUGAUGCUGCCCAUCGCCUACGCUGUGCUGGACGAGCUCCAGAAGACAGAGGCCGAGGCUGACGACUUGGAGCUACAGAGGGGACAGACCAAUGAGGGUAUCCAGAUGGACGAGACCAAGGGCAUCACCACAGGUGGAUAUGUGUUAUUGAGGAGACUAAUAUUGACAUUGUUUGCCUUCAGAGAAGGGCAUGAGCCUGUGUGUGUGCUACUCGGCACCACCCCCAACCUUAUCCUCAAGGGACAGAUGGAUGAACUGUAUCCAGGCAAUGGUGGAAUAAUCAACUUCGCCAUCUGGUUUGGAUUCUGCUUUCCCAAUAUGAUGUUGAUGCUUGUGAUUGCCUGGCUCUGGCUUCAGUUCAUGUACCUGGGAUUCAAUUUCAAGAAAUCAUGUGGAUGUGGGUCCAAAUCUGAUGGCGACCGGGCAGCGUACCAAGUGAUGAAGAAUGAAUAUAAGAAGCUUGGCAGCAUAUCCUUUGCAGAGGGCAGUGUGUUGGUGGUGUUUGUGCUGCUGGUUCUGCUGUGGUUCACCCGAGAGCCCGGCUUCAUGCCCGGCUGGGCCACAGUGCUCCUUAACCAGGAGAAAGAGGAUGUCACUGAUGGGACUGUGGCCAUUUUCAUGUCCCUGCUCUUUUUCAUUAUUCCCUCACAAAGGCCACAAUGUUUCAGGGGCAGGACAGGUGAUAUGAAUGGGGAAAGUCUGAAGGCCCCACCGGCUUUGCUGAACUGGGAGGUGGUUCAUGAAAAGAUGCCCUGGAACAUUCUCCUCCUGCUGGGAGGAGGCUUUGCCUUGGCAAGUGGCAGUGAGACAUCUGGACUUUCUUUGUGGCUCGGUCAAAGCCUGGAGCCCCUGAAGAAUGUCCCUAACUUUGCUAUUGCCUUCCUCAUCUGCCUGCUCAUUGCCACCUUCACCGAGUGCUCCAGCAACACAGCCACCACCACUCUCUUCCUGCCCAUACUGGGCGCCAUGGCUGGCAACAUUGGUUUGCAUCCACUGUACGUCAUGUUGCCCAGCACCAUCUGUGCCUCCCUGGCGUUCAUGCUGCCAGUGGCUACCCCACCGAACGCCAUCGCUUUCUCAUACGGGAACCUCAAAGUCAUAGACAUGGCAAAGGCUGGCUUUGUGCUGAACCUGUUGGGUGUCUUGUGUGUCCAACUUGCCCUAAACACCUGGGGUGUGGCGAUGUUCCAGCUGAAAGAGUUUCCAACAUGGGCCAACCUAACCACAACAAAACCCUGAGCAAACUUGCACUCUGCUUCUCCUAGGGGAGAAGAGGGGGAGCACAGCACAAGGGAUACAAAGCUACAUGCAUGCACAGCUAAAUUGAGAUGUGAGAGCCGUUGGCUUCAGUCAAGCCUGAGGGGCCUCUGUACUCUGGACCCAUAUGUCCUUCUGCGAAGCUGCUCCUAUAGGUGCUGUACUCCACAGGAACAAAUUUGUCUGUGCUCAGAAAAGGGAAACUUUGCCCCCAGCUUCAUCUCUGGACUCUAUCGAUAUGUAUCACAUAUGUUUUAUGUUAUUAGUGGGGAGGGGGCAGCUUUAAGAAGCAGUUAACUGUUAAAUUGCAUAGAGAUUAUUUGAUCCAUUUUGUUUUGGAUCCAAGACAUAGCCAAAUAGGCGUUGUUAAGCUCGAAACUAAUUUUGUUUGAAUUGGUUAUCCAAUAUGACAGAAAUAUGAUAUUUGGACACCACAGACACCACCGACAAAAGUCUGCAUCAUAAAUUACAUUGGCUAUUGUAAAUCUCUGCCACUUCUCUUGGCUUAAAUAGCUUUUUUAAAUUAUUAUUUGUGCUUGUCAUUUGUCAAGUUGUACUUUAUCUUCUGAUGGACAUACUGAUGAUGAUAAUGUAACAAAAACUUAAACUACUGUAUUGCUCUAUAUAUGUUUGUAUGACAGUUGCAUGUGAUGAGUAUUGCUAAAUGCCCACUGUUGUUAUUUAGUUUGCAUCAUAAUAAAUGAGUGUUUAUCAUU
Alosa alosa (allis shad) is the source of this 2015-nucleotide messenger RNA. Its product is annotated as solute carrier family 13 member 2-like. Gene Ontology annotation, cellular component: membrane. The record is from RefSeq and is a predicted model, not a curated record. Gene Ontology annotation, biological process: monoatomic anion transmembrane transport. Lineage: Eukaryota; Metazoa; Chordata; Actinopteri; Clupeiformes; Clupeidae. Gene Ontology annotation, molecular function: transmembrane transporter activity.